Molecule: messenger RNA, 1334 nt
Organism: Cornus florida
Lineage: Eukaryota; Viridiplantae; Streptophyta; Magnoliopsida; Cornales; Cornaceae
Product: probable carboxylesterase 8
Exons: 1
Coding region: 96-1115 (339 amino acids)
Molecular function (GO): hydrolase activity
Source: RefSeq, a predicted model, not a curated record
GCCACUCCUCACCACACAACUUUCAUGUAGACUUGUGGUUGAAGUCCUCUCUCUCUCUACACUACACCUCUCUCUCUCUCUCUAGACAAAUCGCCAUGGCUGACCAACAGAACUCCACUGCAACACCCUCCAAUUUUGAUCCCUACAAGUUCCUCAAAAUCGUCCCGAACCCAGAUGGCUCUCUCACUAGAGUCGCCCCAAUUCCCACUUCACCCGCAACACCAGAAAUCACCUCCCCCAAUGACUCUCUCUCUAAAGACCUACCCAUCAACACCACCACCGGCACCUUCCUCCGCCUCUUCCGGCCCCACCACCACCCUCCGAACACUAAGCUCCCACUCAUUUUUUACUUCCACGGAGGUGGGUUCAUACUCUUCUCCGCAACUUCUCAACCUUUUCACGAAUCAUGCGGUCGCAUGGCGAAUCUCCUCCCAGCUUUAAUCCUGUCCGUUGAAUACCGUCUCGCUCCCGAACACCGUCUUCCGGCGGCGUAUGACGACGCCAUGGACGCCAUCAUGUGGGUCAGAUCACAGGCGUUGGGAAUCAACGGCUGUGAUGAUUGGUUGAGCGAGUUAGCUGAUUUCUCCCAGUGUUUUCUGAUGGGGAGUAGUUCGGGGGGAAAUAUAGCGUACAAUGCAGGUCUGCGCGGGUUGGAUGCGGAUCUCUCGCCGGUGAAGAUCGCGGGGCUGAUAUUCAAUCAGCCCUACUUUGGUGGGGUCCAGAGGACGGAAUCGGAGAUCAGAUUGGUAAACGAUAAGAUCGUGCCACUGGCAGCGAAUGAGCUGAUGUGGUCACUUGCAUUGCCGAAGGAUGCGGAUCGGGAUCACGAGUAUUGUAAUCCGAUGGUUGGUGGGUCCCAGAGUGAGAAGAUCGGACGGUUACCGAGGUGUUUGGUUAGGGGAUAUGGUGGGGACCCACUGGUUGACAGGCAGAGGGAGUUUGCCAAGAUGCUGGAGGCACGUGGGGUGCACGUGGUUACCAAGUUUGUUGAUUCAGGCUUCCAUGCUGUGGAGCUCUUUGAUCCAAACAAAGCUCAAGCUUUAUAUGACGAAGUCCAGAAUUUUGUUCACUCUGCAUGUGAGAGUUAUGUUGUUGCUCCAAAGUCAACAAUGUAACUUUUGCAAACUGCAGUGGACAUGUGGUUUAGUCAAAUAAUGGUUUUAUAUGAAUGGACGGCUACAAUCAAAAUGAAUGUUAAUGCAACAUCCCAUUUAAUAUACAUAUACACACACAUAUAUAUAUAUAUAUAUAUAUAAGUAUUUUUAUGUAUUAAUUUGAUGUACCUUUAUUUGUGUUGGCAACAUAAUUAUGGAAUACAAGUAUAUUUUAUGUCC